ACCAUUACGUAAACUUCACACCACACAGGUUUUCUGGUUUCUUCCCCUGAAGAAGAAGAUCUAACAUUACCGAAACUCAGGAGCUCCUCAACUCCAAGCGAUACCAAAACCCACUCUCUCCCUCGCUAGCCAUGGCGGACUUGCAGCCAUGGAUCACUUCGUUCCCAAGCAAAACAUUCCUCCAUGGAUUCCGACCCUUAUUAAAGCCUUCCAUUUUGAUUCACAACUCAAGGAACCAUCGACGAACGUAACUCCCAUGUUUCCCUCUUUUUUGUCGUUUCAGUAGACGAAGAUCGAAUAAUUAGCUGAAAUCAGGAAGAAUCCAGCUUUGAAGAUGGCGAAAGGGAAGGCCGGAUUUCCCGUUCCUCUUCUUGUACAGGUGGUGACCAUUAUAGCUCUUUCAAUGUCUGCAACGGCGGCCGGGUCGGGAUACGGCGGCGGUUGGAGCUUGCGCAAAGCAAUGUUCUCCAGAGGAGGAGAAUCUUCUUCAGCUUCUUCUUCUUCUUCUUCAUCUUCUUCUUCUUCUUCUUCUUCAAUGGGGUUCAAUCGAGUUGGUUCCUCUGUUGUGUUUCCGCUUCAUGGGAAUGUCUAUCCAACUGGGUUCUAUAAUGUCACAGUGUACAUAGGCCAACCACCAAAGCCAUAUUAUCUUGAUGUGGACACAGGAAGCGACCUCACUUGGCUCCAAUGUGAUGCUCCAUGCGUUCAGUGCAUUGAGGCACCUCAUCCAUAUUACAGACCCUACAAUAACCUGGUCCCUUGUAAGGACCCAAUCUGUGCAUCCUUACACCCACCUGGUCACAGAUGUAAAGAGAAUGACCAGUGCGACUACGAGGUUGAGUAUGCAGAUGGUGGUUCAUCACUUGGUGUCCUUGUCAAGGACAUGUUCUCUUUCAACUUCACGAAUGGGAAGUAUCAGUAUCCUCAUCUGGCACUUGGAUGUGGAUAUGAUCAACUUCCAGGAGGAUCUUAUCAUCCUAUAGAUGGAGUGCUAGGCCUUGGUAGUGGGAAAUCUGGAAUCUUGUCUCAGCUCAGCAGUUAUGGUCUGGUGAGGAAUGUCGUAGGCCAUUGUUUAAGCUCGAGAGGUGGAGGGUUUCUCUUUUUCGGUGAUGAUGUUUAUGACUCGUCUCGAGUAGCUUGGACACCAUUGUUGCGCCAUGAUUCAAAGCACUACUCUCCAGGGUAUGCAGAACUUCUAUUCGGCGGGAAGGCAACUGGAGUGAAAAACCUCCUUGUAACAGUAGACAGCGGGAGCUCCUACACUUACUUCGGCUCCCAGGCAUAUCAAGUCUCGCUUCAGCUGGUGAAGAAGGAACUAUCUGGGAAGCCAUUGAGAGAAGACUGGGAUGACCGUACUCUCCCAGUGUGCUGGAGAGGGCAGAGACCAUUUAGUACCAUAAGAGAUGUGAGGAAGUACUUCAAGCCUCUGGCACUCACCUUCAAAGACGGUUGGAGGUCCAGAACUACAUUCGAAAUGCCCCCAGAAUCCUACCUCAUAAUCUCGUCGAAGGGAAAUGUUUGCUUGGGGAUCCUUAACGGGACUGAGGUGGGCUUGCAGGAUCUGACUAUCAUUGGAGACGUCUCGAUGCAAGAUCGAACGGUGAUCUAUGACAACGAGAAGCAAAUGAUUGGAUGGAGCUCCGCCACUGCCAAUUGUGAUCGACUUCCCAGCUCCUCAUCCGGCUACUGAGGAGGGAAUCAUUGAUCAUUUGCUUCAUAGUAGAUGAUGAUGUAAUAAGUUCAUAAACCAUGAAAUCGGCUCAAUGUUCUUGAGUCUUGAAAUAAUCAAAUAAUUCAUCUAUUGAUAAGUUUCAUCAUUUUCAAAGUUGUUGGAAUUAUUGCGUGCUAACUAGUUAACUUUGGUUUCUAUAUUCCCAUAGCUAAUCAGAUUGACUUCCCUGUCUCUAAAGGACGGUGACGCCAUGCGCGAUUGCAUCAACACUAUUAAUUCAUUCGUUGCGAUAAUCAAUUAUGAC
Linum tenue is the source of this 1976-nucleotide messenger RNA. NCBI's taxonomy places the organism in Eukaryota, Viridiplantae, Streptophyta, Magnoliopsida, Malpighiales, Linaceae. The record is from the annotation of a GenBank genome assembly.